Messenger RNA from Phytophthora infestans T30-4, 909 nucleotides. RefSeq names its product SNARE associated Golgi protein, putative. NCBI's taxonomy places the organism in Eukaryota, Oomycota, Peronosporomycetes, Peronosporales, Peronosporaceae. Bases 25 to 909 code for a protein of 294 amino acids. The record is from RefSeq and is a predicted model, not a curated record. The transcript has a single exon.
GGACUUUUUCUCUCAGUUGCAGUCAUGCCUCCUCACGUACCGGAAUCCUCGUCCCCGUUCGCCGCCGCCGCUGACGCCAAGGCUAUCGCCAGCGAUGCUGAGAAGCUCUCGGUGUCCGUAUUGGAUCCUCCUCAGGGUUGGCGCCGCGACGUCCAACUCGUUGGCGUCAUCUUCCUCGUCAGUACGGCCCUACUGGGCGCGACGCUGCACAUGCUGGUUGUCUCGGCGCUCACAGACGCGGAGUGGGCGGCGCUGCGUUUGCCAACAUCACUGGAGGCUGCCCAACAACUAGGUGAGACGCUGCAGAGCUUCUCGGAGCGCCAGUCCGGCUCGCUGCUACUUGCGCACAUGGGCUGCUACCUGUAUCUACAGACUUUUGCCAUCCCGGGCACGGUGUUCUUCAAUCUUCUUGGCGGUGCACUAUUCGGCGUGACGCUAGGCUUCCCUAUGUGUUUGGUCUACAACACGCUGGGCUCCGUCUUCAUGUUCCUGCUGUCGCGUCGCUUCGGCCGUCGGGUGGUCACGUGCUUCUUUCCACAGAAGCUCGACACUCUGCGCGGCAUGCUGGACGCGCAUCGCGACGAGAUGGCGCUGUAUAUGAUCUUUCUGCGCGUGUUCCCAUUCACGCCCAACUGGUUUAUCAACAUGGCGUCGCCACACUUGGACAUCCCGUUGGGCCAGUUCACACUUGGCCCGCUCGUCGGUCUCAUCCCGUACAACUUCUUGAGCUGCAAGGCUGGUCUCAUCUUGCGUGAGCUUCGAUCACGAGGCGACAUCAUCGACACGGCCACCACGGUGCAGCUAAUUGUGGUGGCAGCAGUGGGUGGCGUCGUGCUGCCCAGACUCAAGAAGCACUUCGCUACGAGCUCGGCCCCCUUAGCCACUACGGCUCCAAUCAAGCAAGACUAA